AGUUGCAUCCAUAGACAUAUGGUUGCAUCGUCUCGGAUGUCGCAGACUAGCGGGGGAAAAUCUAGGUAUAUGAUGUCACAGUUACAUUGAGUGGGCGGUGAUUUGUUGAUUGGUGAUCGUGCGCGCUACCAGGAAGAGGGACACAGGCCACGCUCGCGUCAAGAAGAAAAGGAAAUGAUGGUCGAUUGGAAAGCAACGCAUCAAGCCUGGUGACAGCCACCAACUUGCGAUCAAAUUCAAACAGUUCGCUAUAACUAAUUGAUCGUGCUUCCCUCAAAGCUAAUUGAGGCUACAAACACUGUAGCUAGCUCCAGUAGAACGACGCCCUGGAAUAUACAAAAAUGCCGAACAUUAAGAUAUUUAGCGGUAGCUCGCAUCGGGAACUCUCUCACAAAAUCGCCGACCGUCUUGGGAUGGAACUGGGGAAGGUUGUCACCAAAAAAUUUAGCAAUCAAGAAACAUGCGUGGAGAUCGGGGAGAGUGUGCGUGGUGAGGAUGUGUACAUCGUUCAGAGUGGCUGUGGGGAGAUCAAUGAUAAUCUGAUGGAGCUGCUGAUCAUGAUCAAUGCCUGUAAGAUUGCCUCAGCUUCCCGGGUGACAGCGGUUAUUCCCUGUUUCCCCUACGCGCGGCAGGACAAGAAGGACAAGGUGGGGAGUCGGGCGCCUAUUUCAGCCAAGCUGGUGGCUAACAUGCUCUCUGUGUCCGGGGCUGACCACAUCAUCACCAUGGACCUCCACGCCUCACAGAUCCAGGGUUUCUUUGACAUCCCGGUUGACAACCUUUACGCCGAGCCAGCCGUACUCAAAUGGAUCAAGGAGAACAUACCAGAAUGGAAGAACUGCACCAUUGUCUCACCAGACGCAGGGGGUGCCAAGAGAGUGACCUCCAUAGCGGACAGGCUCAACGUGGACUUUGCACUGAUCCACAAAGAGAGGAAGAAGGCCAACGAGGUGGACCGCAUGGUGCUGGUCGGGGACGUCACAGACCGUGUAGCCAUAUUAGUGGAUGACAUGGCCGACACCUGUGGUACUGUCUGUCAUGCCGCAGACAAGCUGAUCUCAGCUGGUGCUACUAAGGUCUAUGCCAUCCUGACCCAUGGUAUCUUCUCUGGACCGGCCAUCUCACGCAUCAACAACGCCUGCUUCGAGGCCGUGGUUGUCACCAACACCAUUCCUCAAGAGGAGAAGAUGAAGACUUGUCCUAAGAUACAGGUGAUUGACAUCUCUAUGAUCCUGGCGGAAGCCAUCCGCAGGACCCACAACGGCGAAUCUGUCUCCUACCUCUUCAGCCAUGUUCCCUUGUAACACACGCAUGCAUUCACACACACAUUGUGAGUCACCCGGGGCACUGUUCAUGAGGGCGAAGCACUACAGAGCAUGUGGAUAGACAUAACACAGCAGCAUUGGCAAUUUUAGGAUCUGAUAUUGUCUUCAGGUGGAAAUGGUAAUGGGCUGUUAAUUCAGUUUCUAUGCUCAAUGUUCUGGAAUGUUUCUCCUCUCUGAAUAGAAUCCUGGGUUUACAAUUCUCGGCAAAAUUCCAUUUGAAUUCCUGUUUAUUAAGGAAGUAGACAAUCAAUGUUGUCUUCCAUACUUGUCCAUUUGGAAGUUAUAGAAUCGGAAGUAGGUUUACGUCCUGAAUAAAUGAAAUAUUAAUGGAAUUUACCCAACCCUCACAUGCCACCGUUAUAUUAGCAUCACUCUGCUGCUAAUGCUAACAAACAAUGUAAUAAUCACAAUUCGAACCAAUUAUUACUAUUUACAAUGACAAUUUUACAUUGACUCCCUCUCACCGCUAAACACGUAGAAUCCCGAAUCACUCUUCAGUGUGUAGUGCUCUACAUGGCCUAGUCGAAAUUGGAAUACUACAUAGGGAAUAUGUACAAAGCGUAUCAGGGACUGAAUAAGGUCAGCUUUAAAUAUUUAUUGUGAACUGAAUUAAAACAUGUUUUCUCUCCUUUUUAAUUUACUAUACUUUGACCAUGUUACAAAAAGCUGAGCGUUGUUGGACUUCAGGUCUUUAUUGUAGUGUUAUGACAAAUAAGGCCAUUUGGCUGAAUGGAAAUUUGCUUUAAUUUACAGCGCCACCAAUGUAUUUCUUAGUCUGGGAAAUUCUCUAUAUAGUCUGUAGAGAGUUCAGUACUUUAAAGAAUUAAUCCAGAAUUGGUACUACUAUUUUUGGACAAUGAGAUAUAGCCAUUUAUUCUUGAAGAAUACAUUUGAAACCCCUCCUCAAUUAGCUCAUGGAUGGUCAGUUCUUGCAUCCAACUGUGUGUGGGAUUUUGAGUGACUAAAUUUCACAGACCCCAGUUCUCUGCUGGUUACUUCAAGUUAUGGGCUAGUAGAUUAACGCUUUUAAGACUACUUGGAAUCAUUCUCACAGAGUGCAGAAGGGACGUUUUCUCUUCUAGGUUGUCAUUCUAAGAUGUAAUUUCUAAAUUGUUGGUUUUUAGCUUGGGGGUUUUAGCUCUGCAGGAUGGAGCUUCCUAUAUAACACAAACACGUUAUUUGCUAUUUUCAUUUUUAUUUACUUCAUUUUUACAAUAACAUUUGUAUAAAAAACUUGACAGUGUUAUUUGUCCAACUUCCUAGUUAAAGGUGAUGUGCAUUUUGUUUGUGUUGACUUAAGAUAUGUUGAAUCAGUGCACCAAAUGUCUGAUUGCUGAAUGUGUUCUUAUUAAAGUGAUGGUAGAAACAAA
This is a messenger RNA of Esox lucius (northern pike), 2695 nucleotides long. It is a transcript of the gene prps1b, whose product is annotated as phosphoribosyl pyrophosphate synthetase 1B. Gene Ontology annotation, cellular component: cytoplasm; ribose phosphate diphosphokinase complex. The coding region runs from base 342 to 1304 and encodes 320 amino acids. Gene Ontology annotation, molecular function: magnesium ion binding; ribose phosphate diphosphokinase activity; ATP binding. Lineage: Eukaryota; Metazoa; Chordata; Actinopteri; Esociformes; Esocidae. Gene Ontology annotation, biological process: ribonucleoside monophosphate biosynthetic process; purine nucleotide biosynthetic process; 5-phosphoribose 1-diphosphate biosynthetic process. The record is from RefSeq and is a predicted model, not a curated record. The transcript has 7 exons.